UACACGCAUCAACCAUCUGCGAGGGUCUUCUUCCGUUUGUUGGUCUGGGGAGAGAGAAAGAGGGGGAGAGAGAAAGAGAGAGAUGGAAGGGAUAGAAGGAGAGAGCACCGUAGCAGGAACAUGCCGCUAUACACUAAAACCAACAAGAAUAAACAACGAGGACAUAAUCUUCUGUGUAGAUGUUGACUCGGAGUCUCUCGUGGAAAUGAAGACGACGGGACCAAGUGGAAGGCCAUUCACCAGAUUGGACUCUAUCAAGCAAGCGAUCCUUUUAUUCAUCAACGCCAAGCUCUCCAUCAACCCCGAUCACCGCUUCGCUUUUGCCACCCUUGCCAAAACUGCUGCUUGGCUUCGAAAGGAGUUCAGCAAUGAUGUUGAGUCUGCAGUUUCUGCACUACGAGGUCUAUCAGCUACUUCCUCUUGUGGUCAAGCAGAUCUUACCAAUCUAUUCAAUUUGGCAGCUCAUGAAGCAAAAAAAUCUCGUGCACAGAACCGGAUUUUGAGGGUGAUUCUUAUCUACUGCAGAUCAUCUGUUAGACCACAACAUCAAUGGCCUGUAAACCAGAAGCUCUUCACUUUAGAUGUGAUGUACCUCCACGACAAGCCUGGGCCUGACAACUGCCCCCAGGAGGUCUAUGAUGCACUCGUGGAUGCCCUUGAACAUGUUAGUGAGUACGAGGGCUACAUCCAUGAGAGUGGGCAGGGGCUGGCACGAACCCUCUUCCGUUACAUGUCUGUGUUGUUAUCUCACCCUCAACAACGUUGUGCUCAGGAUGAUAUUGACAUACCCAAGUCUCUUGUGAAGAAGUCUCCAGCAGCUGACUCCGGCAAUGGUGAAGAUGGUGUUCCGGCAGGCAAGCCAGUAGGAAUAGCAACAAUUUAGGUGUCAGUAUGAACCAGAGUUUGGUAUGGUUAGUUGUUCCGUAUUUGUUUGCUGCUGGUGCUGAAAAGGGCUUGUAAUUGACUGAGGAUGUAUAAUCUAAUGAACAUCAUCUGUUACUGUACAAGUUUUUUGAAGUUUUCUUGUGAAGUUUCUUUUAACAAUCCACCACUGUGUAUAAUAUUAGUGAACAGCAGAUGGACUUUUCAAGGUAUCUAAAAACUAGUUCAUGGGGGUUGGUAAUAAUGGGAGAAAGUAGAAUUUUGGUGCUUA
Carica papaya (papaya) is the source of this 1153-nucleotide messenger RNA. RefSeq names its product BRISC/BRCA1-A complex protein. Lineage: Eukaryota; Viridiplantae; Streptophyta; Magnoliopsida; Brassicales; Caricaceae. Gene Ontology annotation, cellular component: BRCA1-A complex; BRISC complex. The record is from RefSeq and is a predicted model, not a curated record. Gene Ontology annotation, biological process: positive regulation of DNA repair.